This is a messenger RNA of Acanthochromis polyacanthus (spiny chromis), 3057 nucleotides long. It is a transcript of the gene fbxl5, whose product is annotated as F-box and leucine-rich repeat protein 5. Gene Ontology annotation, biological process: intracellular iron ion homeostasis; SCF-dependent proteasomal ubiquitin-dependent protein catabolic process. NCBI's taxonomy places the organism in Eukaryota, Metazoa, Chordata, Actinopteri, Pomacentridae. The coding region runs from base 16 to 2118 and encodes 700 amino acids. Gene Ontology annotation, cellular component: SCF ubiquitin ligase complex. The transcript has 12 exons. The record is from RefSeq and is a predicted model, not a curated record. Gene Ontology annotation, molecular function: protein binding.
AUCUGUCCAGUGAAGAUGGCACCCUUUCCGGACGAGGUGGAUGUUUUUACUGGCCCACACUGGCGAAUGAAGCAGCUGGUGGGCCUAUACUGCGAAAAGCUGUCCAAAACCAACUUCUCCAACAACAAUGAUUUCCGCUCGUUUCUUCAGUCGCUGUGCGCCACCUUCAAGGAGUUCAAGAUGCACGAGCAAAUUGAGAAUGAAUACAUCAUUGGCCUGUUGCAGCAGCGCUGCUGCACUGUGUACAAUGUGCACUCUGACAACAAACUCUCAGAGAUGUUGUCCCUCUUUGAGAAAGGCCUGCACAGCGUUAAGAGUGAAUAUGAGCAGCUCAACUAUGCCCAGCAGCUGAAGGAGAGACUAGAAGCUUUCACACAGGACUUUCUGCCGCACAUGAAGGAAGAAGAAGAGGUGUUUCAGCCUAUGCUUAUGCAGUACUUCACCUAUGAGGAGCUCAAGGACAUCAAGAAACAGGUGAUAGCACAACACUGCAGCCAACAGCAGUGGGAUUGUGCCGCAGAAGUGCUGAAGGGCUUCAGCUUGUGGAGCCAGGCAGAGGAGCUGCAAAAAGCCUUUAAAUAUGCUGAUCACGAGAAGACAGACUAUGAACUGGAAAAGAACAGGAAUUCUUCAACCCACAUCUCACAGCUUCCCACUGAAAUUAUGCUGAGGUUGUUUCAUUAUUUGGGCCCUGAGGAUCUGUGCCGCUGCAGCCAAGUCAGCAGCUCUUGGUCAGAGCUAGCCAAGACCGGAUCUUUGUGGAAGCACCUCUACCCUGUACGCUGGGCCAGAGGUGAUUACUACAGCGGCCCCCCCGGGGAUCUCGAUCAGGAACCAGAUGAGGAGUGGGUGAAGAGUCGGCAAAAUGAGGGUCGUGCCUAUCAGGAAUGGGAUGAGGAUGCUGAUGUUGAUGAGUCUGACGAGUCGGGCCAAACAGAGGGCUCCCUGGCAAUUAGCGCUGCUCAGCGAGAGAAGAGACUCCUGAAUGGGAUCAUCCAGAACCUUCUGCCAGCCGUGGGUGCAUCUGUCAAGUCCAUUAUUCUGGCAUACAGUUCUACAGUGUCAAGUAAAAUGAUCCGUCAGAUUCUCAGUUUCUGCCCUAACAUUACUCAUCUGGACCUGACCCAGACUGAUGUUACAGAUUUUGCAUUUGACAGCUGGUUAUCUUUCGGAGCUUGUCGUUCUCUGGAGCACCUGGAUUUGUCAGGAUGUGAGAAGAUCACCGAUCACACCCUGAAGAAACUCUCUGUUGGUCUGGGUGACCUCACGUCUUCCACCCGCAUUGAUAAACAUUCAGAGCGGCGAGCCAAGCUUCUGAAAAGUUCUCCAGUUCCCAUUACGCUCAUGGAUGAGAGAAAGCUGCAUCCAGUGGGGCGAAAGCAGCAGGCCCUUAUUUUCAAGCAGGGGACUGGCCGUUGGGGCGCUGCCUGCACGCCCACACAAGUGUGGGUCCUGGACUCUUCAGACCUUGCUGAUAUUGAAGAUGCUGCAGACUGGAGCCGUCGUGGUGGAAUGGCGCUCCCUGACGCAGAAAGCUUUGUAGAGGCACAGCUUGUGGAAGGCUCAUGCUGCUGCAGGAGGAGGAGGAGGCGUGGGCACAGGACUGGCUCAGAUCCUUCCUUUUUGCAUCAGCAGUUUGCCAUGUCUGGGGAAAUGUUUUGUGGUCACUCCACAUGCUGCAGUAGCGACAUGGCCCUCAGGACUUUUACUGGGCCGCAGUGCAAACCAGGCACCACCAAGAACACCACUGCAGAAUCGAGGACUAAAUGCUUCCCAUUUGGGGGCGUGCAGUGUGUGGAGCCUGAAAACAGGACUGACUGGUCAGAAGCCAAACGCUCACUGAGAUUUCUCAGUCUCUCUGGGUGUUAUCAAGUCACUGAUUUGGGCUUGAGGGCUCUGUCUCAGCGUGGAGGACUUCCUGUCCUGGAGCAUCUCAACUUAUCUGGUUGCCUCUUCAUCACUGAGGUGGGGCUGCAGGAGCUGGUGUCAGCCUGUCCUUCCCUCAAUGAUGAACACUUCUAUUACUGCGACAACAUCAACGGUCCUCACGCAGACACGGCCAGCGGCUGCCAGAACCUGCAGUGUGGUUUCAGAGCCUGCUGUCGCUCUGGAGAAUGAUCCUGCUUGGCAAUGCUCUCCUGAAAUGUCACUUCUCCUUGUUAUUGCACUUUAUCCUGGGAAAACCAUUUGCUGUAAUUUGUGUCACUUAAAAAUGUUUCUUGAUGAAACUGUAAUUUUUGCUCCUGUUAUUUCCAUCUAUAUUUAAUGGAGAUGAUCCUUUAGAAAAGGAAAAUGUAACGGGGUGGAUUUGAAGUGUCUGCAAAUGUACAUUCUGGUUCCUUUUUUUUUGUUUUGAAAAAGUAAAAAAAAAAAAAAAGACUAGAGAAACAUGAAUACCUGUAGUUAGACCACCUUUCUUUACAGAAGUCUGCUUCUCCCCUUGCCGUUAACUCAGUUUUAAUCUGCGUAGUUAACUGACUUAUUGCAGGAUCAAAGUGAUGUUUUUUUUCUACCUUAAUCAAGCUUUGUCCAUAAUUGGAGAACAUAAUGUGGAAAGUUAGCCAGGAGUGAACUCAUCUCCCUGUACAUUGAAGCUGACUGUUCUAGAGGGCUGUCCUGUUGGUGAUGGUUACAGUCUGUACAUAGGACUUUUUGACUGCUCUGCUCUAUGUCACUGCUCACAGAAGCCAUUCAAGUUACUGAGACAGGAAUUGGUACACAAUUUUGCGGUGUAGUCUUAGCCAUUUUGUCCAGAUUUGUGAUGCUGAAUGUUCAGUCACCAAAAAAAAAAAGUUCUUUGUGUUUACUUUUCUUUAUGCACUCCAGUGAGCGAAGAAAUGGACCAAUGUUCACGCACGACAGAUUCUGAUACGCUAACGGGGAGGGCGGUUAGAAUAAUCACCCUUUUAUUGGGAGAGGCCUACUGUGUUCCUGGCCAACUACAGUGCUGCAUCGUUUAUCGCUGCAGCAGGAUUUAUUUUCUUGUUCGAAAGUCUUGCAUGAGUUCUCUUGGAAAUGUUCAUAACAAAAAAAAUAAAAGUUUCUUGAAUUUAGAAA